Plasmopara halstedii is the source of this 342-nucleotide messenger RNA. RefSeq lists its product as uncharacterized. Bases 1 to 342 code for a protein of 113 amino acids. The transcript has a single exon. Lineage: Eukaryota; Oomycota; Peronosporomycetes; Peronosporales; Peronosporaceae. The record is from RefSeq and is a predicted model, not a curated record.
AUGGCACAAGGCGCUCCAUUUUCGCACGAAGCGACGUAUUCGUCUGCUGGAUGGCUAGAAUCCGAUCCAACAGAGCGCGAUAGUCCUCAACGUGAGGCAGUCGAUGCACAAAGUGCUCCAAGCUCUCUAGGUUUUCCGCAGAGCGGUGGGCAGCCUCCGACAGAUGCUCGGCAGAAUGCCGAUGACGCCGGACUUUGUCUUCUUAAGCUCGAUGAGCAUCGCGAGUCACCGGACGGUGAUCGACCAAGUCGUCAUCGUUCGCCGCCGAAUCUUCUCAAGGAGAAUGGUGGCGUUCACUAUCACGUGGAACGCCUUGUGAGUCAACGUCGUCGACAGAAUUGA